UUUCACGCAAUCGAGAUUGCGCAGCGGCAAUGCACAACGAUGAGGCGGUCUCGAAGCGGUGGAUCGAGAUGGUUCUGUCGGAAAAGAUACAUGGGGACUACCUGUGUGCGUUACAGGAUGGAACGAUCCUGUGCACGCUCGUGAAUCACCUGUACCGAGCAGUGGGCAAGCACAUCCGUGUUCCGAUCGAGACACAUCAUUCCUCGCCCAACACGUUGUUCAGCACCAGCUGCAGGCGGCAGAACGUCCGCACGUUUAUCGAGUCGUGUCGUUACUUUGGGGUUCCUGACGAUGCCAUAUUUCGACCCAACGAUUUGCUCAAGGCAUCCAACCCCGCACGAGUGUACUCGUGCAUAUUGGCACUUCAAGCAGAGUCGCUGCGGAUGGCUCGGCAGAGAACUCCACACGAAAGAGCUUCCAUGGGGACCUUUGCAGCGUCAUCGUCAAGGGACUUUACGGAGACCAUGUCACGGGUGGAUGACGCGUCGUCCCAUCUUCAUCCUGCCUCGACAUGGGGAGACACGUCGAUGUUCACCGUCGAAUCGUCCAGCAUCUUGGCAUGGACUGUCUUGCUCGAACUCUUUGAAACCCAGCAAAACGAAAUGUACCUAAGCGCGUCGCAUGAUGGGACUCCUGUUCAUACCGACGACAAGCUGUCGUACGAGCUCUGGCGCACGGAAGAGAGGGUGCGGAUGCUGGUGCUCGAGGAAGCAUCAUGUCGGUACUUGACGCCACAAAUGCACGGCAAGCUGUGGAUGUUGCUAUCUGGGGCCAACACAGAGAUGGGACUGCAAAAAGGCCACUACACCUCGCUCGUGAACCACAGCUCGGUCAAUGCUGAGUCUGUCCGUCAAAUCGAAGCCGACUUGACCCGCACGGUAUCCCCAGAGGACCCCGAGUGGACCCCGGACCGCAUAGAAAAGCUUCGACGGGUCCUGGUCGCGUAUGCCGUCCACAACCCCAAGCUCGGGUACUGCCAAGGACUAAACUAUGUCGUCGCGCGACUGCUCCAGUGCCUCGACAACGACGAGUGUGUAUUCUGGCUGCUUGAACGUAUGAUCGCGUUCCUCCCAGACGAUUACUACACGACGAUGCUGGGCUUGGCGAUUGACCAACACGUGUUUGCCGAGCUCGUGGCACUGCAGUCACCAGAGAUUGUUCAGCACAUUGAGCAACUCGGCGGGUUUGGUGCCGAGCUCUCGUUGGCAUGCACGGAGUGGUUUUGCACGCUAUUUGGGAGUCCGUGUCGAAAAGACAUUACACUUCGCGUGUGGGAUCAUUUUUUCAUCAACGGGAAUGAGGCGUUGUUCCGCACUGCAUUGGCCUUUACCCAACUCGAAUACCCGCACAUCAUGUCGUGCCAAACCUACGGCGACCUUCUCGUGUGUCUCAACCAGAUCGGCCGAGAUGCGCUCCUGGACUCCAAGUUGCUGCUACAUAUUGCCAAUGGCCAAGAAAUCGUCACGUCGUCUCGGAUUGACGACCUGCGAGCGUACCAUCGGUUGGAGUUGGCAUCGGGCAUUGCGCUCUCGAACGACCGGUGCCAGUCAACGCCAACGGGCGUCGCGGACGAUGGUCCGCCGCUGUCGAAUGAAUCUGCAACGACCAAAAAGCGAAAACACCCCCUGUCGAAUCGAAAAAUCACGUCCAGGACCAUUCCGCGCCACCUGUCCCACGAAGCGAUUGAAACCAAGAUCGACGAGUCUGCAGUGGCCAAGUACUUUACGACUGCGCCGCAGAUACUGGACAAUUACUUGGGAGAAGCCGAACCGGGUCCGACGUCGUGGCAAGUGGAUCAGUUCAAGCUCAUCACGAGUCCUAGUGAUGCGUCGCAACAGGCUCGUCCUCGGCAGUUUUCCGACACAUCGUAUCGGCACACGUUCUCGGACAGGACGUCGUCGUUCCGAGAGGCCCGCAGCAAGAGCACCACGGACGGCCUGCGCGUGCACCGCGCGUCCAUAUCGAACCCGCCACUCGCAGCGUCGUCGGAUGACUCGAUACGGCCGCACUUUUCCAACAACAUCUUCAAGAAAAUCGAAGCAUGGACCAACAAAACGCUGAAAAAAGACAGGCGACACAGCACACUCAACUUUGAAUUCCUCGGGGCUGCGAUGGUUGGCCAAGCCAGCUUUUUCAGCGGUCCGCGGACGCCCACGCCGGAGCCAGUCAUCGACGGGGGUAUGUUUCCCCCGUCAUCGCGAGGGUCUGUCGUGGAAUCGGCGAGGUCGUCGCAACUGUACGGUCAUGUGGCAACCCCGGACAUGACAAUCGAGCCAUCACUUCAGUCCGCAAGGGCGCCACCUCCGGCACCAAUUGCUUCCCUGCCACCAUCCCCCACCUUUGCGGAGGUCUCGUUCUCAACUGCAGGAUCACCCACCCCUUCAACACAAUUUCAUCCUAUUCCCGUGCCACCUCCGAUAUCUGAAGGGUUGGUCAAGCGCAUUGUCAAUUCGCACUCGACUCCGUCACUCGUGUCACUGGAAAAGUCCUAUCACGACGACAGCUGCGACAGCUUCGACGGCGGGAGCUUGGACGAUGCAGACUUGUCCUCGUCUUCGAUUGAAUCGUCCAGUGGGAUGCGGUAUCGUUUCCGCAGCUCGCCUUCGUCAUCGUCUACCACGACCAUCGUCCGACCACCCCGGCAUCAACGCGACGGUAAAAAGCCUCCCACCACAGCACUCAUGACCAUCCCGGACGACUUGGCCCCUCCCGACAUGAGGCGGCACACGUCGAUGCCAUCCCGCAGUCGAUCCAAGCAGGUCGGACGAUCCACGACAAGCAUCUCCCAACUCAACACAGAAAACGCGCGACUACUUCGCGAACGGGCCCACGUUGUGUCGUAUCUGCAGCGCAAAGCCAGCGAUGUGAGCAGUUUGAACAGCCCCGUCGACUCAGACGAGUAUCGAGGCAGCCUCAGUAGCGACGAAGGAACACGGCGGGCCCACCGCGCAACCAACCGCACCAACUCGUUUUCGUUCCUCGGGAGUUUGUCCGUCGACUUGGAGCGCAGCCUGCUGCUGGAAGACAAGGAGUAGGAAACACGUUUGUGUGUCUGUCGCCCCCUGGCGCAUUGCCAAUUUGUUUGUAGUGGACCAAAAUUCGCACAUGUGGCGGCAACGGAUACCCUGUUGUGGUCAAGUGGGUGUGGCAUCACUGUCGUUCUGUCCAUCGCUCAGACCAUUGAUCGAACGCUUGGGUUGAAGGCGCAUCCUCACCAAACACCAGGAUCGCAUCAAGCGGAACGUAGAAAGCUGCACUGUAUCAGACAUUUUUCCGAUCGCCGCAGCUGUGAAAUAACAGCACGACCCCUGUCGUGCCUUGGUUGAAUUCACAAUGCCAGAACGAUUUCAGCCCA
This is a messenger RNA of Aphanomyces invadans, 3355 nucleotides long. RefSeq lists its product as hypothetical. The transcript is spliced from 10 exons. NCBI's taxonomy places the organism in Eukaryota, Oomycota, Saprolegniomycetes, Saprolegniales, Verrucalvaceae. Gene Ontology annotation, molecular function: protein binding. The coding region runs from base 30 to 3035 and encodes 1001 amino acids. The record is from RefSeq and is a predicted model, not a curated record.